AUGGGUUUGGAAGAUUUUGAUAUGGAAGAAGAUAGCUUACCCGAUUUGGAGUUGAGUUAUCUACCUACUGAGUUGAUCAAUACAUCAACAUGUCCACCUGUGAUCAUUGCAAAUGAUCGACAGCUUCAAAAUUUUGUUGGUUUUGUUCAAAAGUGUGUUUCUACUCGAUUGUGCGUAACAUCUAAAGCCAAAGUUGAGAAUCUGAAUGAAACAGACUUUGAUCUUAACAAGUCGCCAGCUGAUUCAAGUACUGCUGAAGAGGAGGGAAACUCGGUUGAUAGGGGGAACGAACCAGCUCCUGUGUUUGUUGAGAAGCAGUGCGAGAAAAAGAAAGAAAAGAUUAGAAGAGUCGAAGUUGAUGAGGAUGCCUAUGAUGCUGAUAUCAUGAUCUCGGCCAAAGAGGACAUACAUAAUAUGUCAAAGUUUUCUCUUCUCAAUGAUGUUAAGAAGGGACAAUUGUUUGAGAACAAAACUUUGCUGAAGGCGACUUUCGAGAUAUGUGCACUGAAGCAUAACUUUCACUACGAGGUUAUCAAAAUGGAUAGACAGCUUUGGUAUGUUAGAUGUGAGGAUAAUGCAUGCAAUUGGUGUGUUCGAGCAGAGUGUUUGAAGGAUUCUGCAUAUAUCAUUAUCAAAAAGUAUGUCGGUGAACAUACAUGCGCACCUUCAAGCAAAACCAAAGCGGGUAAGACUGCUUCGGCCAAAACUAUAGGCAGUCUGAUUAUGCAUAGGUAUGAAGGCGUUAAGGAAGCGCCAAAAUGCAAUGAUAUAAUACAGAUUAUGCGUAUGGAUCAUGGCUGUGAGAUCACGAAAUCUUUAGCAUGGGAUGCUCGUGAAUAUGCGGUUAAUGCAGUUAGAGGUAUUCCGGAGAGAAGUUAUGGAAAAAUACCAAAAUACUUGCACAUGCUGAGAGAGGCUAACCCGGGUACACAUUCAUCGUAUGAGAUUGACAGCAAAGGGAGAUUUCAGUACCUGUUUAUUGUAUUUGGGCAAUCGAUACGAGGAUUUAACAGAGUCAUAAGGAGGGUUAUUGUGGUUGAUGGCACUUUUCUGAAGAAAAAAUACAAAGGAAUUCUAUUGGUUGCAACUGCUGUAGACGGAAAUUCUAAUUUGUAUCCUCUUGCAUUCGGAGUAGUCGACUCAGAGAAUGAAAAUUCUUGGGAAUGGUUGGUAUGUUCAAGUAUGCAAGUUGUGGGGCUUGAAAGUGCAGUAUUGCAUUGUCUCGUAUGCUAUGAUUUUGAGUUUGAGUUUGAGUUUGUUUGA
This is a messenger RNA of Brassica oleracea var. oleracea, 1263 nucleotides long. RefSeq lists its product as uncharacterized. The transcript has 3 exons. The record is from RefSeq and is a predicted model, not a curated record. NCBI's taxonomy places the organism in Eukaryota, Viridiplantae, Streptophyta, Magnoliopsida, Brassicales, Brassicaceae. Bases 1 to 1263 code for a protein of 420 amino acids.